Xyrauchen texanus (razorback sucker) is the source of this 2015-nucleotide messenger RNA. RefSeq names its product zinc finger protein 862-like. The record is from RefSeq and is a predicted model, not a curated record. NCBI's taxonomy places the organism in Eukaryota, Metazoa, Chordata, Actinopteri, Cypriniformes, Catostomidae. The coding region runs from base 514 to 1842 and encodes 442 amino acids. The transcript has 9 exons. Gene Ontology annotation, molecular function: protein dimerization activity.
ACUGCCAGUUCAUUCCUUUGCUUACAAAGGGAAAAAAAUACUUUCUGUAAGAACAACGCUGGGCAGGGUGUGUCCGGAUCAAAUAAAGCAGCUUUUACAACAUGGGGUGAAUAACUUCAAAGUUACACCAUGUAACUUUUGGCCCUCUAGCAGUUAAAAAAAUAAAACGGCUUGUGUCUCGCGGAAGGACAUUAUUUAGUUGUGCUUCAGCUUUGCUCCUCUGCGCGGAUGAAUGUGGUUCGAGUACACGUGAAUACAGGACAUCUUAUCAAAGCAAAUGGACAAAUAAAAUAAUGAAAGGAAAAGAUGGAUAUCCGAAAACAUGUCAUCUGAGCAGGAAUAUAUGCCGCCAAAAAGAAAUCAUUUGCUGUGCUUGGGGAUCAGUGCGGAGUCUGGCUUGAAAAAACAGUUGCUCUGGGGGCUGAUGGUGCUGCAGUUAAUAUUGGUAGCAAAGGCGGAGUUAUAGCCCUUUUACAGAAAGAUGCAGGGGAUUUCAUCAUACCCUUUCACUGUAUGCCACACAGAUUGGAAUUGGCCAUGUUGUCGGUCCAGAAGGACAAUGCAAUGAUCCGUCAAGUGUAUGAUAUGCUUCAUUUGGUGUGGAAGACCUAUCAUUUUAGUCCAAAAUCAAUGAGGGAGCUGAAAGACAUUGGAGAGGACCUGGGAGUGGAUGUGUUAGUCCCUGGUGGGGUUAAAGGAACACGAUGGCUUCCACAUGUCUCCAGGGCCCUGGAGACCUUCCUCAGACCCGGACAGAAUGACCAUCAAGGCCAGUUCACUACAGUCCACUGUCAUAUGGACCAUUUGGCAGGGUCCUCUGCCAAUGCAGAUGUUGCAGGCCGAGCCACAAAGGUCAAGAAAUCAAUAGAAGAUGGCACUUUUGUGGCUUUUUGUCACUUUCUGGCUGAUGUUUUUGCUGGAAUAACGAAGUUUAGUCUCCUACUUCAGAAAAAUGAGACCAUCCUACCUCAAGCAGUUUGUGCUCUUGAUAAUCUGCUGGUGACCACAGAGGUAAUGGCUGCAAGACCUAAGCCUGGCGGCAAACUGUCCCAGUUCCUGGCUGACCUUAGGCUACAGAAGAGGCAGCAGGAUGAGCAGGGUCAUGGUGAAAUGCCAAUAUACAAAUUCCAGACAGUUGCACUGAAAGGUGAAGUGUCUAAACUGGCAGAAGAUGGUACUGCUAACACUAAACUUCAAAGAGCAAUGGAGGCAACAAUCAAAUCCACUGUCAAACAUUUGAAAGCAAGAUUCUGUAGCCUCCUAGGAGAGAAUGAUGCCAACUCUGCCACAACCAAGGCUGUCAAAUGCUUCAACAUCUUCAAUUAUGACAGCUGGCCUGAAGACCAAGAGGAAUUAGUGGACCAUGGUGCUGAUGACCUUGCAUUCCUCUUGGAUCACUUCUCCCCUGUUCUCACAAGAAAUGGUGUCAACACUGAGCUGGCAAAAGAAGAGUUUGUGGACCUGAAGCUGUUAAUCACCAGGAUGUUCAAGGACAAGACCUAUCUCAACCUUUGGGAGCUGAUGUUAACCAGAGAGCCAUACAGUUCAGAGUACAAGAACAUAUUGCACCUUGUCCACAUUCUGCUGGUCCUCCCUGUGUCAUCUGCUGUUUGUGAGAGAGGUUUCUCUUCACAGAAGAGAAUCAAAUCAGAUACCAGAGCAUCCCUUCACACAGACACAGUGGAAGAUCUGAUAAGAAUCAGUGUGGGGCCCAGUUUGGAGGAUUUUGAUGCUAGGAAGAGUGUGGCAAGCUGGUUUAGCCAAGGCCAAAGGGCAAGAAGGCCAAGUUACAGGUGUUGGCCAUCUGAGGGGCAUGCGACAGCAAGGGGGGACCCGCUAUGACUUUGAGCCAUGAAAUGUUAGGUCUCAGUUCAGGGAAGUGUUGAAAUGUUUUAUUUUGCUUAAAUGUUUUUAGUUUGGAAGCUCAGUGAAGCACUUUAAACAUUUUUUUUUAUUUUUUUAAAAAAUAUUUUUAUUUUUAUAUGCAGCAUAAUUGUGCUUCAAAUAAAAAAAGU